AUGGCGCCUACAAAGAAACCCCAAUGGGAAACAAGUCCAACCCCCUCCGGCGACGACAUGAUCGACCCGGCGCUGUCAUUAGACACUGCUUCCACAGCUACAACAUCAACCAAGCGCAAGAGAGCAAGCAAGCCCAAGGUUCGAACAGCAAGUAAGAUACGGCGCGUAAAAUGCGACGAGACCAAACCCGCGUGCACGCGGUGCACAAGCACGGGACGGAAAUGUGACGGGUACGAUGGUGCGCCGCCGCCACGGCCGAAGAAGCCAGCAUCGUCGUCUCCAGAUCAGCUAGCAACUCCUUUUUCGACACCGACCACCGCAACGGAUGGGUACUCAGGAACGCGGCACGACUUAGCACGAAGUAGCUUCGCCGCCGCGUACCGGGGAAACUCGGCAUUGCAGAUCCUCCGCCCGCUGGCUGCCGACAUCGAAGGCACGGAAGAGGAGCGGUUGUACUUCCACCGAUUCCGGCAAGCGGCAGAAGCCGGGCUAGCCCUGCACGCGUCCAGCCUCGGGGCGUCGUUCUGGCGCCGCCUGGUGCCGCAAGUAGGACAUUCGGACCCGGCGGUGCGGCACGCGUUGAUCGCGCUGGGAGCCGCGUACGAAAGCAUGCAGCUGCAGCAAGGACAACACCAACAAGAGCAGAACUACCAAAUGAUGAGAAUGAAACAACCAGCACCGAGGAUGUCCCCACGAGGCGGCAGUCCAGCCGAACCAUCAUACUUUUCAACACCACCGCCCGAGGAUACUUACCAGUGCGCGGAUCAGUUAGAAUUAUUCAUGAUCCAGCAGUACAACCUCUCAAUAUAUCACCUACAACGACACGUGCAGCCGGGGUCGUCGUCCGAAAGCGUCGAGACUACGCUCAUAUGCUGUCUAAUAUUCGUCUGCAUCGAGACGUCCCGCGGCAACGAGGCAGCGGCGUUAGCACAUGUUGCCAACGGCCUACAGAUUAUCAAAGCUUUGCCGCCGGAUUCGAAUUGCAGCGGACGGAACAACGAAAGCAGAAGCAGCAGCAAUCAGGGGGGGUAUGGUAGUAGUAGUUCGGCUAAUGGUCUCCCGCCGCGAAUAUCACGUUCCGACUGGCGACAACUUCUCGAUUUCUUCCUUACCCUCGAACCUAGCACCGCCACGCAUGACUUCAGCACUAGCCAGCCAGAAAGUCUGUCAUGUCCACUUACUGCCACCUGGGAGAAUCCACCGGAGUGGUAUAGUGAGAUGAUAUCGCAGUGGGAAAUUGAGGCGGCCGAGGGAGAAAUGAGACAUUGA
Messenger RNA from Daldinia childiae, 1269 nucleotides. RefSeq lists its product as uncharacterized. NCBI's taxonomy places the organism in Eukaryota, Fungi, Ascomycota, Sordariomycetes, Xylariales, Hypoxylaceae. Gene Ontology annotation, molecular function: zinc ion binding; DNA-binding transcription factor activity, RNA polymerase II-specific. The transcript has 3 exons. The record is from RefSeq and is a predicted model, not a curated record. Gene Ontology annotation, biological process: regulation of DNA-templated transcription. The coding region runs from base 1 to 1269 and encodes 422 amino acids.